Molecule: messenger RNA, 1508 nt
Organism: Acaulospora morrowiae
Lineage: Eukaryota; Fungi; Glomeromycota; Glomeromycetes; Diversisporales; Acaulosporaceae
Source: the annotation of a GenBank genome assembly
AUGAUCGAGAUGUAACAUUGGAUUACGUGGAAUUCAUGAAAAUUUUGAACACCUCCCUUGACAAAGAGAUCAGGCCGAAGUACACUGAACAUUAUUACACGGGUUUCUUGGUUCACCCGAAUUACUCGAAUCGAGACUUGAUGGUGUACAUGAUUUUAAAAACUUUUAUGACUCGAUGCCCAAAGCUCGAACGAAUUUCAAUUGACUUACGGCGCAUUUACACGCGAGGACCAAAAGAAUACUUUUGUUCUGAGUUGAAAAAAGAGCGGGCUCCCCGACUCGAAUAUCGCCAUCUCCCCACAGAAAUAUAUGAAACAUUGCAUUCAUACUCGGGUGACGGUCCUUGCCUAAAGCAGCUGAGUGAAGUAGUAUGUGUGACAAGACGUCGGAAAACCAGUUUGCUACUCUCGUUGACGAAAUUCGCGCCUAACAUAAAAUAUUUGGUAGCCACGAUUGCUUAUCGACAACAUUUUUUGGAUGGUGACCUGGAAAGAAAUUAUGAGAAACCAAAAGUCGAAGAAGAAGCUGCGAGUUUAGCGACACUCAUUCAAUCACAAAAGGCCUUGUCACAUUUUGGAUUACACAUGUGUUCCGAAGGACUGCCCGUUGUAAUGUCUGCACUGAAGUCUCAAAUUGAUUCUUUAAGCUCUUUGAGCUUUGUGAAUAUGAAAAAUUUGAACCAUAAAGUUUUGAUUGGUAUAAAACCGCUGAAAAAGUUACAGAAACUCUCGUUUCAAUUAUGCACAUUUCAAUCUGACGGAUCAACAUUUCGUUCAACCAAUCCUGAAUUCCCGUGCCUCACAGAGCUCGAUCUGAAUGGAACAUUUGCUUCGGAUGAAAUGUUGGAGAAUUUGUUAUUAAUGUGCCCGAGUGCUCUCAAGUCUUUGAACCUGGGGAAACGAAAUAUUAAGUAUCAUUUCGAUUCACAAGAACUCCCGCCUCACAAACUCAUUAAUUUGAUUUCAACAUUAUUUCCAAACUUGAUGCACUUCAAAGCUUCAAUUUACCCCAACGAGAUAUUACAACUUUACUCAUUACUCUCUUCAUGCUUCGACUUGACAACCUUAGACUUAGUUGGAGCGACACAAAAAUCAGAUGAUGAAACGAGUCGUUUGUUCCUAAAUCUCAGUGAGGCAAAUUUGGAAACUUUGCAAAAUUUAAAAAAACUAAGAUUGAAAGGAAUGAUGUGGUCCUUUUCACCAUUCUCGUUUGAGACGUUUUUGAGGAAUAGCAAAUUAUUGGAGAAAUUAGAAACGUUGGAGAUCGCUGAUUCUCGUGAUUUCGGAAACCAACAUUUACAAGUCAUAAUUAGAUGUUUGGAAGGAACCGAUAAAGUUACUGUGAGGCAAAUAAAUUUGGAUACGUGUAGCUUAGUAAGUUCCAGAUUACUUAAUAAAGCCAAAGAGAUGGUUGUUGAUAACGCCUAUAACAACAACGAUAUUGAUAAGUUAGAAAAAAAGCAUGUGAUUUGCCAAAAAUUUUUGGAUUUGUUGAAAUAUUGUAAAUAA